GAUCAAAAGUAGCGAGGCAAGAUGUUCUCGAACGCUUUCGCAACGGCUGCUUUGCUUGCGGCUCCGGCCACUCUAGUCCAUGCAUUGGACAAUGGCUUCGGCAGGACGCCUGUCAUGGGGUUCAAUACCUAUAAUGACGUCGGAUGUUCGCCGAAUCAAACCUAUGUUGAUGCAACAAUCCGCGCUUUUGCACAGAAGGGUUUCAAGGAUGCGGGAUACAAGUACUUCCAGGUCGAUUGUGGCUGGCAGGGCUUCCAGCGAGCAUCGAACGGCUCUCUCACAUACGAUGCGUCAACUUUCCCCAACGGCAUUGCACCUUUGAGUAAGCUUGCAAGGGAUUCGGGCUUCCAAUGGAGUAUGUACACCGACCAGGGCAAAUUUUCCUGUGAUACAAGGACUGCAGCGCAAGGAUUGAGGCCAGGCAGUCUUGGGUUCGAGAACCAAGAUGCUCUGCAAUUUGCAGGAUGGAACACGGCAUACGUGAAGGUCGACAAUUGUUACAUCGACAGUGCGGACAACAAUGCUCCUAAAGAUCCCCGCACAGACUUUCCAGAUCGAUUCGGAAAAAUGUCGACAGCAUUGCAGAACGUUGGCAUCAAAGGCAUGCUUGUGUGUCAAUGGGGCACGCCAUACGCAAGCUCGACCGGUCUGCAAGGCCCUGCUGAAUGGACACCACCGCUCGCGAAUUCGUAUCGUGUAUCCGACGACAUUACCCAAGGCUGGGCGAGCGUACUCCGUAUUCUGAACCAGGGUAUCCACGUCAACCUCAGAGGUCUCAACGCUCCAGGUAAAUUCAGUGAUAUGGAUUUGCUCGAGGUCGGUAAUCCCGGCAUGUCUACGGACGAGCAGGCUACCCACUUUGCCGUAUGGGCUUUGUUCAAGAGUGCCUUGAUGGUGUCCACACCUGUUCCAUCAAUGUCGGAUACCACAAGGAACAUCUUAUUGAACAAAGACUUGAUCGCGAUCAACCAGGAUUCUGCUGGUCAACCUGUCAAGCUCAUCCAGCGCUUCAGCAAUGAUAGGGAUGUCUAUGCCGGCCCUCUUGCCAACGGCGAUCAGGCAGUAUUGCUCGUGGACCAUUCGAACACCGUCCGAACGCUUUCCAUCGACUUCGCCAGCCUUGGUAUCCGUUCAGCAACAGUCAAGAACCUCUGGACAGGCCGCACCACAACUGGCCAAACCUCCUAUUCCGCCCAAGUCAACGCCCACGGCUCACUUCCCCUUCGUCUCAGCAACAUUGUAACACAAUCUGUUUCCGCACCUAGACUUACCUGGAUUGAAGCCGAGUCUGGCUCCUUCGCUGGAGGUGCCAACGUCCAGUCCUGCUCUGGAUGCUCUGGAGGUCAGAAAGCUGGCAACAUUGGAAAUGGAGGAGGGUCCUUAACGCUCAGCAAUGUUCGAACCAGUCAAGCAACACAGGAUUUGAGAUUUGAUUACAUCGAUUGCGAAGUCGGAUAUAUGGGCGGCUUGAACACUCGAGGCGCAAGCAUCAGCGUUAAUGGAGGGCCAGGACAAAGCGUCAUCUUCCCGUUGACAGGAUACAAUUGGGACAAGGAUGUCGCGAAGAACCAUCUGGUGAGGUUGAGUGGUUUCAGCACGACGGGAACGAAUACCAUCAAGAUCAGUGGGUUGAGUGGCAAUACUCAGUACGCUCCGGACUUUGACAGGAUUGGAGUUGUGGCUUAA
Molecule: messenger RNA, 1686 nt
Organism: Cercospora beticola
Lineage: Eukaryota; Fungi; Ascomycota; Dothideomycetes; Mycosphaerellales; Mycosphaerellaceae
Product: alpha-galactosidase D
Biological process (GO): oligosaccharide metabolic process; glycoside catabolic process
Cellular component (GO): cytoplasm
Molecular function (GO): alpha-galactosidase activity; carbohydrate binding
Source: RefSeq, a predicted model, not a curated record